Molecule: messenger RNA, 2876 nt
Organism: Beta vulgaris subsp. vulgaris (sugar beet)
Lineage: Eukaryota; Viridiplantae; Streptophyta; Magnoliopsida; Caryophyllales; Amaranthaceae
Product: UPF0481 protein At3g47200
Exons: 3
Coding region: 1415-2746 (443 amino acids)
Source: RefSeq, a predicted model, not a curated record
AGAUCAAAACAUCAGGGCUCUGACAAAUAAUUGAAUUCAGAGAUUUUCUGCAGUAAUUAUAUAGGAGCUUGACCUGUACCGCAAUUUUUGUUCACAAGUCAUAAACCAUUAUGAACAUUAAAUUUGUGAUUCAAUUUUGAAAAAUUUGUGAUUGAUAUACAAGUAAAAAGAAUUCAAGGUGGCUUUGGUGGUUGGACAUAUGCAGUUUAUGUCGAUUUUGUACCAAGUACGCUAAAGGUAUUGGGGAGCCGACAACAAGAACAAUAUACUUAAAUGAAUAUGAAAUAAAUAGCAGUUAACGGGAAUGUAAAUAAAAGAAUAAGAACACAAACAAUUGUCGACGCGGAAAAUCUAACGAAUGGGAAAGACCGCGGGUGACACUCUUGAUCACUAAUCCAAUAUAAUGAUGUUGUUGUCGGUACACAUGUAUCAAUACAAUUAGCUCACACGCUUUGUACACCGUCAAGUUAUAUAAAGGUCCCAUGAUACUAGGUUGCGUUAGUAAAGUGAGGUUGCAUUUAGCAACCAUGAUUUCGAAUUAUGCCUUCUGCCGCCAAUGUAUAAAAUCUGGGCCCAACAGCGACCACAAAGGUUCCUUCAUACUUCAGAGUUUCCAAUUGCCGCCUCUAAAAAGAAUUCUACGAAAUAUAAACCAACUUUAUUACAAGAGUUAUGAAUUUUGCGGCCCUUGCUAAAUCUCAUGGAAAGUGGUAGAAGUAUGAAAACUAUGUUUCCUCAUAAGAUAUACACCAAAGUAACAUAUACUUCCUCCGUUCUUAUUUACUUGCAACACUCAUCAUUCCGGAUAUUCAAUUUAUUUGCAACACUAUCUUUUUUUUAUAUUCUUUUGCUCUAUUUCUGUGACUCUGUACUCAUCAUAUGGAUCACUUUUUUCUACCUAUCCUCACCUAGAUCAUUGUGCCUCUUUGCAAGCAAAUCAAAACGAAGGAAGUAUAUAUAAAUGGUUCGCCUGAGCGACCUUCAAAAGGAGAUCGUAAAAAGUGCAGCUAUGUCUUUAAACUAUGUACACCUGAAAAUACUGUCCAAAUUUUGGUGCAAUGGCAGUAGUUCUUAGAUUGUGCUUCAAGUAAGAAAUUCGGUCGAGUAAAGGCGAAGAUGAAAAAUCUUAAAUCUACAUACGAAUCUUGCAAAUUGCGUCCAGUUUUUAGUGAAAUGGUACUAGUUCCUAGUUUGUGUUUCAAGUUAUCGCAUGUAUCUCAUUACUCUUCAUACAUGGUAGCUAGUAGCUACGUAUGUCCUACAAUUUAUGUUACUGGUAUACUUUCAGUUUCAUAAAUAUUCUUCCUUUUUCCACCAAAAGAAGUCACCUUAAGAUUCCACUUGCUAACAUGUAUAUGAUCUUCCAUCGUACUAAAUUUAUACAUGCUUGUUAGGUGAUCAACAUAUCCAGACAAUGGAAGCAGAUGAUACUGAGAAGCAAGAGAGUGGAGAUCAAAUCGCGCUUGAAAUCACACCAUUAGGACCAGCCGAAGACCUCACUUCCUCCAUUAGAGAGAAACUAGAGGCCAUUUCCUUUCCAUGUUGUAUCUUUCAUGUCCCAAACAAUUUUUCGAGUCAAGGCGAACAUGCACAUUAUUAUCCUAAGAUAAUCUCAAUUGGACCCUUCCAUCAUGGAAAAAUCCACUUACUACACAUGGAAAAUCAUAAGUGGGAUUAUCUAAAUGCUCUGCUAAGUAGAAAUUUCACCUUAGACUCCACCUUAGAUUCAUGUGUAAAGGUUUUGAAGGAAUUGGAGCCCAAAAUUAGAGCAUGUUACCAAGGGAACCUUUCUUUCGAAAGCGAUGAGUUUGUAAGAAUGAUUCUUCUUGAUGCUUGUUUCAUCAUUGAGCUCUUCUUAAGGUAUACUAUUAGAGGCUUAAGAAGGAGAGAUGAUGCUCUGUUUAGAUCACCUGAAAAGUUUCAUGUUUUGAGAAAUGACUUGAGUUUGUUGGAGAAUCAAAUCCCAUUUUUUGUCCUUCAAAGGAUUUUUAGUGUUGUUCCACUUCCUAGAGAAUGUGAUGGAUCACUUUCUGAGCUUAGUUUAAGGUUUUUUAAACCUUUGAUUCCUACAAAUGUACAAUUAUUACUAGAAAAAUACAGCUUUGAAGGUAGUAGUCAUUUGCUUGAUUUGAUUUGGAAAGCUCACCUCCCAUCGUUUUCUAAAGUUCCCAUGGGUAGAGGCAAUGACUCUGGGAAACAUCUGCAUAGCGCAACUAAACUUCGAAAAGUAGGAAUCAAGGUAAAAGCAGCAGAAGCAGAAAGCAUUUUGGAUGUAAAAUUUAUAAAAGGAGUACUUAUAAUCCCAAGUUUGAAGAUCCAUAAUUAUAUGGAAGCUUUAUUUAGAAACUUCAUAGCAAUGGAACAUUGCCAUGCUGGAAAAAUGAAGCAUAUUACUUCCUACGUCUACUUAAUGAAAGGCCUAAUUCAUUCCCAAGAUGAUGUAAAACUAUUUUUUCGACGAGAAAUUUUCAUAAGCUAUGUUGGAGAAAAGGGAGAUUUAGUUGAUUUAUUCAGAAAUUUGUGCCGCAAUAUAGACUUGGAUAAAUUUUAUUAUGAGGGGAUGUGGGAGCAGCUUAUGGCAACUGGAAGAACAAGGUGGGAGGUUUUGUAUUACAAAAUGCAACAAAAGUUUCGAGAAAUUCAAUGUAAAGUUUCAAGAGUUACUUUGGGAGUUUUAGUUUUAGUUUCUGUGCUAAUUGGGAUUUUGGUUAUAGUACUUUAUUUCUUUAUAUCUCGUCAUCAUUAGACAACUCAACGAUGAAUUGUACCUAUUUUUAAUCGAGUUUUCAAUUUAUAUAAGAACAAGUGUAUAGAAUUGAAUCUUCAAAAGAAUUAGACAUGCUUUGUUCCAAUUAGUUCAAUAUUUACCUGAAACA